Rotaria sp. Silwood2 is the source of this 768-nucleotide messenger RNA. Lineage: Eukaryota; Metazoa; Rotifera; Eurotatoria; Philodinida; Philodinidae. The record is from the annotation of a GenBank genome assembly.
AUGGUAGUAGGAUUUAUCAAUGGAGUUUUAGCUUUGAUUACAUUUAACAACAAAACUAUAUGUGAAGUUGGUUGUGGUUUGUAUCUAUUAGGUUCAUCAAUUACUACUUUACUUACAACGAUUAUAUUUGGAUUAAAAUUUUGGAUACUUGUUCUUGCACAAAUGACACUUGUAUCUAAUCGAUUAUUUUUAAAAAUUCAAUGUAUAUCUCUCCAUUUUAUUUUAAGAGUUUGUCUUAAUAUGGAUCAAUGGUUAAAUUCUUGUGUUGCUACAGAACGAGCAGUAACAAUAAUAAAAGCUACUCAUUUUCAUAAGGCAGCAAGUAAAAAAAUAGCGAAAAUAAUUAUUGUUAUGCUUGUGAUUUUCACUAUUGGCACUUCUAUUACUGAUCUUCUUUAUCGACGUUUAAUUGAUGAAGACACUGAAGAUUAUAAACGUAUAUGCUAUUAUUCUUAUAACAAAAAAUCUCGCCAACGAUCAAAUCUUCAAAUUAAUCGAAAUUUUAAAGAACUUUUUAAGGAACAAAUCCUACGACAUAAACAUGUAUUGACUGCUCCAGUUCUAUUAGUUAUUCUUGCAUUACCACGUUUAAUUCUUUCAUUUUUAUCAAAAUGCAUGAAAUCAACAAAUGAUGCAUGGUUAUUUCUUAUUGGAUAUUUUAUUCCAUUUAUUCCACCUAUGCUUACAUUUGUUAUAUUUAUAUUACCGUCAAAGUUUUACAAACAACAACUUCAUAAAUCUCUUGUUGCUUAUCGAACUAAAAUAUAA